AUUUCAUAACCCACCCCACUCCUUUCUCCGAAAUCCGCAUUUAAUGAAGUUUGUCCUCUACUGCGUACUGUAGCGAACAGGCAGGCGUGUGCAUGAUUGUUUGUGUUUCACUGUGGCGCGAGAUUUCUCACAACAAUGGCACACUCUUCUUCUCCGAAUGUGUCUCUGUCUUUAACUUUGCCGAUUACUUGUCACGUCUGUCUUGGAAAGGUGCGACAACCAGUCAUUUGUGCUAACUGCCAUGUAUUCUGCUCCAUAUGCAUUGAAGUUUGGUUGAAGAAUAAUGAACAGUGUCCUAUGUGUAGAAUUCCUAUUACAGCUGAAAACCCUUGCCGAGAAGUUAUAGGAGGUGGAGAAAGCGAAAGUGACAGUUACUCUAGUCCUUUAAUCAGGAAACAUCUCCGCAAAGCAAGACUUGAACUGCUGCAGAGGGAGUAUGAGGAUGAAAUCGAAUCCCUGCAGAAAGAAAUUGAAGACCUGAAUAGCAAAAAUUUGAGUUUGGAAGCACAGCUGGAGAAUGCCUUUAACCCUUUCACUUCUUCACCAGCUAAAGAAGAGAGGAAGACAGAUGGAGUUGAAGGCAGCAGAGUAGACUCUGAAAGAUUUCAUGAGUGGGCUGAAAAGCUGAAGGUUUCUAGGGAUCGUUAUGAGAAAGCAAAGAAUGAGGUAGACAGCUUAAAGGAGGCAAACCAGAAACUGUGGGAACAAAACAGUGUUCUUGUCAGGGAGAAUCUGCGUUUGAAGACAGAAGCUGAAAACAGGUCUCCACAAAAAUUUGGUAGGUUUACAAUGGCUGCACUUCAGGCUAAAAUAGACCAGAGUGAACGGGAAAUGAACCGCUUAAAUAAAGCCCUGGAAAGGAGUGACAAAUACAUCGAAGAGCUGGAAAGUCAAAUUUUGCAGUUGAAAGGCGUUGUCAACGAGAACGAAAAUGCAAGUCUUCCUAAAGCAGCCUCACAUUCAAUGGGCACAGAAGAAAACAAAGAAGGCAGUGAGGAGGCUUUAUCUUGGGCAGAAGUGCAAAGCAAGAAGGAAAGGAUUAUUACCAUGAGAAGAAGUCUAAGCCAAAUGGAGCAGCCAUCAGUUGGCAAACUGCAAGAUGAAGAGUUUGAUUACUCUGGUAUUUCUCAUUGUCAUGCUGGAGAUACUACUGAGCCAGAUUAUAAAACAAAUAAUAUUUUUCCUGGACAUCAUGAACUGCUUUUAGCUACAGCUUCAGUAAAUAAUACGUCAUUGUCACAACCAGAGAAUAAACACUUGGAUAAUGCUUCCGUCCAUAAAGAUGAGACUGAUGUUCAAAUUAGACUUCCAAGUCCUACCACUCCUUCCACUUCUCUGAGUUUUUUACAGCUUUGUAGUCCACAAGAAAGAGAUGUUUGUAUCAGCAGAAAAAGUGCAAAGAAACCACUUGUGCAUCUUAGGAAACUAGCAUUCGGCGAGUUUGGAUGUAGUGUUAUAGGCAGCAAAUUUUCAUUAAGGAAGAAUACAGACAAGCGUGUCAGCACAAAAGAAUUAUCUUUUACUUCUAGUGAAGCAGAAUUUUGGAACCCGUGCCAUAUUGAUCUGUUUGAGAACUCUGAUAACGAGCCUGCAGAACAUUCACCUACCUCAAAAAGUAAACUGACCAUGAUCUUGAGUGAGACACUUCAAGCACUCAGUGACUCAGACAUUAAUCGUACUAGAACUCCUAGUGAGGCAUCUAUGGAAGCUGCCUACUUUGAUAAGAUCUGUGAGUUAGACUGCAUGAUGUCUGAAUCAGAAAACAGUAAAAGCCCUAAUUAUGCUACUAAAUUAUUUGACACUAGUAGCUGUACAGCAACAGAGGAAGUACAGAAAGAGCAGUGUCAAAAUAAAGCUGCAAAAAAACUAGAGUACCCAGUGAAACCUGAAGAGCAGAAUGACGAAUUAUGUUCUCAGUCUAGCUGCCUUACAGUCAAUAGUGAAUGUGAUUCAUUUAGUAUGUCAGUUAGCUCUCCUUGCAUAUCUGAAAAGAAUGACAUCAAUUUCUUAUCUGAAGAUCCCAAGUCUGAUGCUGUUAUGCUCUGUAGUGAGGAUUCGUUGUCAGAAAUAUCCCCUAAAAAUACACAUCCACCUUCACCAACCUUUAUGUCUUCUAAAGAUCAGAAUGUGCCCAGUCAGUGUCAUACUUCUUGGCCCGGUGCUUUAAUUUCUGAAAAUAAGAAAAUAUUUGGAUCAUCUAGGAAUGGAGGUUCCUCAAAAAGGAAACAACCUCACUAUAUAGGCAUGGGCAGUCCUUCUAAAAACUCAAAAAUUGAUACAUGAAUAUUUGCUUAAUAUCAUGCCAGAACACUUGUGAAUGUGUUAUCACUUCAUUGCUAUGAAUGAAAAAAGGCAUCUGCAAGUAGGCAGUGGAAGUAGAUGCAGCUUUCAUCUUCUGUAAUGGAUGUGCUGGGAUGUUUCACCAUUUUAUUGUUGAAGUGAAAAUGGUAUUUAACAAAUUUGUAUUUCCCCAAAACCUGCAGUCUUCCAUUAAUACUUUGUGGAAAUCUCAAGUUCAGAAAAUCAAAGCUAUUUUAACAUUGUUUUCUGUUACACUGUAACUAGAUCAUGACAUUAUUAUUGCAUAUUUUCAUGUUUAAGAGACAUCUGAUUGAAACUGAAAAAAGUGUUUGUUGUGUGGUGCCCAUCUCUUGUAGAGUUGGUGACUGUACAGUACAGCUUCCCUCAAGUUUGGUGCUUAUUUGACUCCCUUUCUAAGCAGGUAAUGAUUCUACAGAUGUUAUAAUGCUGUCUAUCUAUGCCCAUGUUUUAUAGGACUGGUAAAUGAAAUUUAAUAAACAUAGUAGUGAACUGAUAGAAACUCACAUGAUAUGAUGGCAGCAUUAUGUUGAAAUGUAUCACAGAAAACAACUGAAUACAGUGUGUAUAGAAGUGCGGUCCAAAGAUUAUGAAAUUGCUCCACCUCUCCUUUGAGUGCAUGCACAUUUGCCUGUUGAAUUGUAUUCUCUGACCAGGGAAAAAUUUGUGUAUAAUGCAGUUUUGCCACUCCUAGUAUUGCAAUAACGACUUCAUAUAGAUUUCAGUUAAUAGUGGAGCAUGUUUUGCUGGUAGUAUCACAAGUUUCUUUUCUAUGAAAUGAUUUAAAUAUCGCACAAUAUGUUGUAGCAUAUUCUCACUCAUUUUUUACUACUACACGGUGAGUUUUCUAGUCUGUUGUGUAGAAUAAAGGAAUAGCCUAGUCCCAUACUGAUUUUUGCAGUACAGAAGCUAUAGUUGCUACCUAAAGCGCCAUUGCUUACUUGAACUGCAGUUUCAUCAGUAGCUUAAGUGUAAUGAAAAUGAUUAAAUGAAAUAUGUGCUGAGCUGUC
Protopterus annectens (West African lungfish) is the source of this 3329-nucleotide messenger RNA. RefSeq names its product ORC ubiquitin ligase 1 (gene OBI1). The transcript has 6 exons. Gene Ontology annotation, molecular function: ubiquitin-protein transferase activity. Bases 136 to 2283 code for a protein of 715 amino acids. NCBI's taxonomy places the organism in Eukaryota, Metazoa, Chordata, Ceratodontiformes, Protopteridae. Gene Ontology annotation, biological process: protein monoubiquitination; regulation of DNA replication. The record is from RefSeq and is a predicted model, not a curated record.